Photinus pyralis (common eastern firefly) is the source of this 1823-nucleotide messenger RNA. RefSeq lists its product as uncharacterized. The record is from RefSeq and is a predicted model, not a curated record. The transcript has 6 exons. NCBI's taxonomy places the organism in Eukaryota, Metazoa, Arthropoda, Insecta, Coleoptera, Lampyridae. Gene Ontology annotation, biological process: regulation of sodium ion transport. Bases 351 to 1571 code for a protein of 406 amino acids.
CAUUGUAUUUACUGUUUACUUCCAUACUGGCAGCUACAGUGCUCCCUUUGUCCGUUUAUUGUUAGCAAAACUAGUGUAUUGUAAUGAAUUUAAAUUAAAUCAACAGGUGCACUAAUUUAAAUAUUUGUUGGAAGAGUCAUGCAAAGGUCUCCUCCUCUUCCUGUCUUCUUAAUGCUUCGAAACUAAAAGACUAAAGAGGUUAUAAAUGAGCUUUAACUUAAGAAACAGGAUGUGUAAAGUGUACCCAAAAAGUUUGUUCAAUGAAAAGUGUAUGUUCUGGUACGCAAAACAAAAAUUGUGAGUUAUGAAGUUAGUGAACUAUUACUUUGUGUAUAAACAAUUAAACUGCUAUGGGAAUUUGUAAGCCUCGAUACUUUAUUCUCACUGUGUGUCUUUUACAAUUGAUAUCUGUGAUAGAACGGCAGGUGUUUGACUUCUUCGGUUUCCUGUGGAUUCCGAUACUCGUAAAUUUUUUUGAAAUUAUUUUUGUCAUUUUUGGAUUUUUUGGCGCCUUCCAAUUCAGAGUGAAAUAUUUGAUAUGGUACUCCCUCUCGAACGUGGUCUGGCUAGGAUGGAAUGCCUUUUUAAUCUGUUUAUAUUUGGACAUUGGAACUUUACAACACAAAGAAAGCAGAGUAUUGAAGUUAGAUCCAGAUAGCGGAAGUUGGUGGGAGAAUGGGCCUGGAUGUAAAGGGGUACUUAAUACAACUGUUCCCGUGCCUACGUGGGAAAAUGUCACCAAUUGUCUUGUAGAUUAUCGACAUGUCGAAGUUUUUCAAGCAGGUCUACAGUGUAUCUUAGCGGUAUUUGGCAUCACUAUAGGAACUUGCUUGAUUAGAAUGCUUUCCGGGGGUUCCAGUGAACUACUUCAAAAGUCGUCCCAAGCGAAUUCAAAAAGGCGGUCGCUCUACUCAAUCGAGUUUAGUCAACAGUUGGAACGUCAACAACGUGACGAGGACUAUGACAAUGAGCAGGUUACCGUGCCAAUUUCUCCAAAACCUAUGACCCCAAGACGAGUGAAAAGGAGAAGCGUAAUGACGCGAGGUUCCUCUAGCAGGCAAAGUACAAGUAGUAGGCGUUACUCACAUUCCCGCUCGUCGACGAGGAGUUCGAGGAGGAUGGCUCAGAAUCCCGUGACGCAACUAUUGGAACAGCAGCAAAGAAUUCAAGCGAAUGCGGAUUCAACCGGCCAAUCUCUUAUUGAACCAUUGCCCAGUUAUUGUAAUGCUAAUAAUAACAUGCUACAACAAAGUUGGCAGAGUAACGGACAUAGUAAUCCAACAUAUCAACAGUCGUCGAUGCAGUCACUGAAUGAACCAGAUGAUGUAGAUGAUUUAUACAAUAAUAGACCAGCAUCGGUUCGUUCGAGUUACUCUAAUUUUCACGGCACAAGAGCCAUGAGCCAUAGAUCAUCUCAACAUUACAAUAACCAUGCCACUCCACAAGUGCCUCAAAAAAAACUACUUAAUCCUAAUAAACAAAACGUGCGCAACACUAUAUUUUUAAACAGUGGGCCACCUGCGUACAGUUCGCAAGGACAAUCCGUGAUUGAUUCCGAAACAACAAUUUAAGUUUUUUUUAAGCGUACUUAAGUAUAGUGUUUCGAUCACGAUAUAGUGUUAAAUAAAAUAAAUUAAUUAGGUUGCGUUCGGCGGGAAGACUGUAAGUGAUUUUAUUUUCCGAUUUUCAAUGAGUAUUUAUAGUAAGCGUUUAAAUACCUAGUCUAAACUGAAACCCCCCGUUUCAGCCACUCAGAAUGUAUGAUUUAAGUUUUUAAAUGAUUCGAUUUGUGAUGAAUGACAAAAUACAUGGUAUUAAAUUUA